AUGCGCCAGUUGGUUGAAAAGCUUGCGUGGCAGGAAGGUGCUGUGGGUGAGGCUGAAGAGCCGUCUAGUGGGUUUGGUGAAGACGGCGAACCGCAGCAGGAACAAGAUGGUACUGUGGAUAGAAUACGCACCCCCAGCCCUGGCAGGCGGGGUGAAGGUGCUGACGUGUGGUCAGCGGUCCAUGACGGUAAGCGAAAGCUGCCCGAGGCCCAGAGUGGCAUGCGAAAGCAGCCCCCUAAGAUGUCUGGGCGGCGGCAGCCUCCCAGUUCUUGA
Molecule: messenger RNA, 273 nt
Organism: Sphaeroforma arctica JP610
Lineage: Eukaryota; Ichthyosporea; Ichthyophonida
Exons: 2
Coding region: 1-273 (90 amino acids)
Source: RefSeq, a predicted model, not a curated record